Messenger RNA from Trametes versicolor FP-101664 SS1, 1776 nucleotides. RefSeq lists its product as uncharacterized. The record is from RefSeq and is a predicted model, not a curated record. Lineage: Eukaryota; Fungi; Basidiomycota; Agaricomycetes; Polyporales; Polyporaceae. The transcript is spliced from 10 exons. Bases 1 to 1776 code for a protein of 591 amino acids.
AUGGCUCGCAAGCGUAAGGCAGUGACCGAGGACGACGACGAGGCUUUGCAGGAGCUGUCAGACGACAGUUCUGAGGAAGUCUUGCAGCGGGCCACACGGAACCGCCGACCAACUGUGAAGCAAGCGAAACUGAACUUGGACGCCCAACGUGCAGCAGUAGACAAGCAAUUCAGAGAGCUCAAGGAGCAGAUGAAGGUCAUCCAGAAAGCGGCUAAGGAACUUCGAGAAGGCAAGCAGGUCAAUCUCGCCUUCCUGCCAGAACAACCAGAGAACAGCACUGCCUCGCCCGAGCUUGACGUCGAGAGCGAAGAAGAGGACGGAGACGUCCUCAGAGAACGGCAAAAUGAGUCGAAGUUCAAGUCCCGGGGGCUGUAUCCUGCGCCACUCCCUGCAGGACAACGCCUCCGACGCGAGGGAGAAAAGGCUAUGCUGCGUACCACUUCAGCGGCGGUCAGUGCGACCAGUUCAAGCGGUAGUGGGGAUAGUACUGCAAUGUCCGCCUUGAUGGCCGACCAAGCCACCACUGAGUCAACGUCGUCUUCUGUGACUCUGCUGGCAAUUGCGCCUGCCCCCUCAGGGUCAUCGGCUAACCCCCAGGAUGCGCCUUCAUUUGAUGACUCUGCAUCUCGGGGCUCUUCAGUCUCCCUCCUGUCGUCGACCCCAGUCGCUCGCGUUCGCGCUCUGCAGUCCACCAUGAUCGCGCCCACUCGCACACCCGAUCACAUAGCUAUGAACGCGCUCCUGUACGUUACCGUGAUCGCUCUCAAGACCGUGACCGCCGAGGCUCUCGCGACCGCCACCGACACUCUCGAGGCCGCGGUCGCUCUCGGGACCGUUACAGACGCAGCCGGUCACGCUCUCCACGCUACUACCGCCAGCGGAGCCACUCUCUGUCAUACGCUCAUGGCGCGCGUUCCCGGUCGCAAUGGUAAGGUCCCUUCAGGCAAACCAAAGGCGAGCCAUUACGAGCCUCGCGUGGCCAAGCUGGUCAACCACGCCUGCCACCAGUUCGAGGUACUACUGGCUACAGAACAACCGUUCCCUGAGCCAGGAGUGUCUGUUCAAUGGGCAACCCGCGUGUGGACCGAUGUUUGCCAUGCCGUCCAGAUGAACUAUGUGCUUUCGGAUAGCAUUGAGAAAGUGAUCACUGCGCGCGCUUCUCAUGCCCGCGGCGUUCUGCGGGACAAGAUCCGCCCUCUUAUUGCGCAGACAUACGGGUUCAUUUCCGAUGGGACUGAGCGUGCGAAGGUCAAGAAUAUUGCGCUGUACACCUCUCUGUUAGACCGUGAUGCUCAGCUCGAAGCGGAGCCGCGUUUCCAUUACAAGGACGUCGAGACGAAGCAAGGCUUCGCGCAGAACAAGAUCAUCACAACCGUCAACAAAGCGCAGUGGUUCGCGGACACUGGGGCAGCUGGCGUCAAGUACAGCAGCCAGUUCUCACCUCUUCGCGAAGUGACCAUCGCAUUCAUAUUCACGACCAUCGAGUUCUGCCUGGACCAAUGGGCCUCCGGGCAUUACGACAAGCACCUUACCUAUUCCGAUAAGGUGUACCGCCCGAAGUACGCUGUCCAUCUCCAGCACGUCAAAGACUGGUGUGACAUCAAUUGCGAUGCGACGCGUGCGAUCCGGCAGCGUAUGUAUGACCGCGCAAGGCGAUCGUCAGGAGCACCACCGGAGAUGACAGCUCUCAGCGGCCUCUCCGAUGCAUCCCGCGACCGUCUCCGCCUCGAGAUUGAGGCCCAAGCUACUGCUCAAGCCUCGGACGACGACGAUUAG